Molecule: messenger RNA, 1851 nt
Organism: Limanda limanda (common dab)
Lineage: Eukaryota; Metazoa; Chordata; Actinopteri; Pleuronectiformes; Pleuronectidae
Gene: pmelb
Product: premelanosome protein b
Exons: 12
Coding region: 1-1851 (616 amino acids)
Biological process (GO): melanosome organization
Cellular component (GO): melanosome
Source: RefSeq, a predicted model, not a curated record
AUGUGGACGCUCACCGGACUGUUGCUGUUGCUGGCAGCAGCUUCACACACUGUGGCCAAGCCCAAAAACCGUUUCACUCAUUAUCCUUCAUGGAACACGAAGAUGUACCCGAUCUGGAAAGAUGCAGACCCACGAUACAUAGACUCCUGGAAAGGAGGAAGAGUGAGCUUCAAUGUCGCCAAUGAUUCACCGACUCUGACCGGAGCCAAAGUGACCUUCAGCAUCGACCUGGAGUUCCCUCACAACCAGAGGGUGCAGCCGGACGGGGACGUCGUUUGGGCCGAAGACUGCACAGUCAACGGAACCAAACACCGCGAGUCGGAGCCCGUGUUCCCGACACAGAGCACAGACUGGGAGGCGGUUUUCCCUGAUGGGACGCCAGUGAAGAAGGACAAGAAGCCGGCCUACGUGUUCGUGUGGAAGACCUGGGGUCAGUACUGGCAGGUGGCCGACGGCCCCUCCUCCUCUCUGACCAUCGCCACAGACGACGUCCCACUGGGCUCCUACACCAUGGACAUCGUGAUCUACCACUACCGGAGCAAAGAGAGGUUCAUUCCUCUGGGAUACGCCUCCACCCAGUUCUCCAUCACUGAUCAAAUCCCCUUCGCCGUCUCCCUGGACCAAGUCAACGACGCCGUGGCCGGGGACCUGCGCUUCAUCCUGAACAGGGCGAUCGCCUUCACCAUCACCCUCCACGACCCCAGCCAGUACCUCCGAGACGCAGACAUCACCUUCAACUGGGACUUCGGGGAUGAGAGUGGAGCUCUCAUAUCCAGGGAGCUCUCCGUCACCCACACCUACAUCCGCUCCGGCUCCUUCAAGCCUCAGGUGGUGAUCCAGGCUGUCAUCCCGGACAAGGCCUGCGAUCCGCCAGUUGAGACCCCGACCACGGCCCCUGGUCCACACCCUGAACUGGGUUCCACAGUGAGAGCUCCUGCACUGGCAUCUGCUCUCCCUCUACUGGUUUCCACCAAGGCCACUGGUCUGCGUGUCAGCAUUGGGCCUUCAGACACAGAGGAGGACAACACCGAGGAUGAGGCCUCCACUGCCUCCGUCACUCAGCCGGCACAGGAAACACCUGCAGUCACAAAGACCCCCUCCCCCACCAACCGCCAGGCGCCGGCGGCCUCUGACGGGAGGCGUGGCCUGGCAGCAGGUGCAAAGCGAACCCUGACAGGCCGAGCUACAGCGGUGGUGGUUGCUAAGAGACAAGCCGGUGAUAAACCCUCUGACGACGACUGUGUGAUCUAUCGCUACGGCUCCUUCUGCACCGGCAUCGAGGUGUUCGAGGGAAUCGGAAAGGUGGAGAUAACACAAAUGAGCAAUGCUGUGAUGGCAACACCGGAGGUGGAGAGAAAGGUGUUGGACAUCACCGUCACCUGCCAGGGAAGCUUUCCUAAAGAGGUGUGCAGUGUGAUCCUGGAUGCCGAGUGCCUGAAGCCGAUCCACUCGGAGUGCAACACGGUGGAGCCUUCGACGGAGUGUCAGCUGGUGCUGCGGCACUUCUUCAACGACUCCGGUGUCUACUGCAUCAACGUGUCCAUGGCCAACGACAUCAGCUUAGCCGUCACCAGCGCCAGAUUCCACGUUGAGAUGGGUCCUGCUGUGUCCUCCUCUGGAGCAGUUGCCAUGUUGCUGGGUGUGCUGGUGCUGGUUCUAGCAGCAGGAAUAGUGGCAUAUUCCUACAAGCGCUUCAAGACCUACCGACCUCUGAGGGAGGACUCGCUCCCGUCUGGAGGCCGGCAGCUCGACGCGACUCAGAGCGGCUCUGGAGCCUCCAUCUUCUGGAACCUCCUGAACAGACGAGGAGCCGUGGACAACUGCCCCCUGCUGCAGGAGCGGCCGGUGUGA